ACCAAAUGCCGAAGAAAACUAUUCAAAAAUUGAACUAUUGAAGAAUUCUCUUGGCGGCAGCGAAUUCAGUUGGUUGUCGGAUUUCAAACGGUUAAAAACUAUAGAACGGCGGUAUACCCAAUCGAAGGACUUGAAAGUAAUCGGAACAUUUAGAAAAACAAAGGAUAUAAAAAAAGGAAUCGGAACAAUUCGAAAUGAAUCCUUGUGGCAUAAUAUUGUGGUGUCUAUCGAUAUUCGCCGCGACGAGUGUUUGCUAUUCGGCCUGCUAUCGCACACCGCAAGGUGCCACCGGUGAUCGUUCACCCGUCGAUGAGAAUUAUCAAAUAUUAAUUGAUGGCAACCCUUCGACAUACUUACCCGGAAGAGAAUAUAAUUUAUCCCUAUCCUGUCCGGAUGGUCUGAAAUUCUUGACAUUCACCCUGCUGGUGGAAUCGGAAAAUCCCGCCCACAACGCACACAGUGAAUUGUUGGGCAAAUUCGAGAUUAUCAAUCCGGCCGAGACGAAAUUUAGCAAUCUCUGUGAGAAUAUGAUUGAAAGUAGCAACAGCAAUAUGAAGCAGAAGAUUAGUGUUACCUGGAUAGCUCCAGAUGAUCCGGAGAGUGGUUGUGUAUUGUUUAAGGCGGCGGUAUUGCAACAUCGUACCGUUUGGUUUAUUGAUGAUGGGUAUUUGACCAAGAAAUUGUGUCGGGAAAAUGUCGAUGAUAUACAUCGCCAAUUGCCGGCUGUGGAUCCCUGUUGUGCCUGUGAUGAGGCCAAGUAUGAGAUUGUCUUGGAACGCCAUUGGUCCCGCAAUACCCAUCCCAAGGAUUUCCCUUUGCAGGCUUGGCGCACCAGUUUUGGCACCGUCAUUGGGGCCUCACACACGGUGGAUUAUUCUUUUUGGAGUUAUGGCACCCCGGCUAGCCAGGGUCUACAGGAAUUGGCCGAACAUGGUUCGAGCAUGGCCUUGGAAAUGGAAAUUAAAAAUCACACGGAAACCGGCAAUAUACGCACCAUAAUCAAGGCGCCUGGCAUCAGAUAUAAAGCCAACUUUGUGGGCAGAACAUUGGCCACGGCCCGGGUGGGACCCAAACAUCACAUGAUCUCGUUGGUAACAAAAAUCAAUCCCUCACCGGAUUGGAUUUUGGGUGUGGCCUCUAUGGAGCUGUGCACUGCCAAUUGUCGUUGGAUUGAUGAGAAGGUUUUGAAUUUAUAUCCCUGGGAUGUGGGCACCGAUUCGGGACCGUCUUAUGAGUCUCCAGAUCAAGCCCAAAAGCCUCCGGAUGUUGUGAGACGCAUUACCUCCUCAUUUCCCAGUGAUGAACAUUCACCGUUUUACGAUAAGUCGGGAGCACCCAUGAAACCCUUGGCCACCUUAAGGGUUACUCGGAAACGUACAUAUGGCCGCUGUUUUGAUGAACAACUUCCGAUUGAAUGUGACACCCAUCCCUGGACGGAGUGGAGUGAGUGCAAUGUUAAGUGUGGCAGUGGCACCCAAUAUCGCGUACGUGAUUACAAGGAUCCAGAGGUGGCUAGGAAAAAGAAUUGCCAAGAAAUCCUUCGACAAACCCAGGAAUGUAGUGGUCCAUGUGUCGAACAAAAUUCAGGAGUCCCAAUGUCAAGCAAUUCCCGCUAUGGCAGUGCAGCUGAAUGUGAGCUAACGCCUUGGUCGCCAUUUUCCGAAUGUUCCAAUAAAUGUGGCAUGGGAACUAGGACAAGGACGAGGGGCUAUGUCAAUAGUUAUGCCACCGAGAGGUGUCAGAGCGGUGGCAUAAACGUUGAAUUGGUGCAAACCGAAUCCUGUGAGGGUACUUAUUGUGGUGGUGCCAUACUCAACUCCUCGAAUAAACAACGCCGGAAGGAACAGAAACCCGACAACAAUCGCCCAUUGGACUAUGACAUGGAACCAAAUGGCUAUGACUCGGAACAAAAUCAAGAAUAUGCAGGUGGUAUGGGAGGAUAUAUGGACACUGGGGAUUUGAGAUCUCAAAUCAAUAAACCACCAUCUAUGAGUGGUCGUAAUGAUGACUAUGGCAAAUCUCCGUAUGAGAAUCUCAAUACAAUAUAUGGCAGUGAGAGAUUGAGGGGAAAUCCUCCCCAUGUAGCAGAGGAUGAUGAGCAGGAAAUAAGCGGUGAUUUAACCUUUGGCAAUACUCGUUCGAAAUUUAAUACAUUUGGUACAAUGGAUGCCAGGGCCAACAAACCCACAUUGAGAACUAGCACAACUACCCAACGCAAUUUCAGGGCCUUCAGUUAUGGUCAGACAACCGAAUCAUCCUCAUCUUUAUAUGGUUUUCUUCCAAGCAACCCAUAUGGCAUAAAGGGUAUCAAUGAUGGCAUCACCGAUCACGAAGAGGAGACAGAUAAAAGUUUCUGCCUGCAACGUCCAAUUGUGUCGCCAGAUCCCUGUAAUGCUCCCAGGGUAUUUUUGAAAAAUUAUUGGUUCUACGAUGCCUUCGAUAUGCAAUGUAAACUCUUUACUUCGGAUAACUGUGAUCAGAAUCGCAAUAAAUUUUUCAGUCUAGAGGCGUGUGAGUCGGAAUGUGCUGGUGAACAGAAUAUGGAGACUGAUGGUUAUGGUUAUCGAAACAUUGGUGGGGGUUAUGGCAAUUCGGGCGCCACUCGAAACAAUGGCAAGUGGAAAAAUGUAUGGGGUUAA
This is a messenger RNA of Musca domestica (house fly), 2639 nucleotides long. Its product is annotated as spondin-1. Gene Ontology annotation, cellular component: extracellular matrix. The transcript has 7 exons. The coding region runs from base 195 to 2639 and encodes 814 amino acids. Lineage: Eukaryota; Metazoa; Arthropoda; Insecta; Diptera; Muscidae. Gene Ontology annotation, molecular function: serine-type endopeptidase inhibitor activity. Gene Ontology annotation, biological process: cell adhesion. The record is from RefSeq and is a predicted model, not a curated record.